Molecule: messenger RNA, 3276 nt
Organism: Andrographis paniculata
Lineage: Eukaryota; Viridiplantae; Streptophyta; Magnoliopsida; Lamiales; Acanthaceae
Product: lysine-specific demethylase JMJ25-like
Exons: 14
Coding region: 253-2919 (888 amino acids)
Biological process (GO): regulation of transcription by RNA polymerase II
Cellular component (GO): chromatin; histone deacetylase complex
Molecular function (GO): chromatin DNA binding; transcription coregulator activity; histone H3K9 demethylase activity
Source: RefSeq, a predicted model, not a curated record
CAUGUCGGUCUUGUAGUACGAUACGAUUAAGAUUUCACGAUUUUGAAAAUCCUGAAACGCAAUGUUAACCGGGAGCGCGCCCGAAUUCGCGAUUUAAAGCGGGAUAAAAUCCUCGAGGGUAUCGCCAAGGCGGGACAAAAGUGAGUUUCCUUUCUGGGAUCCUUUAGAGGAAAUUAAGGGAGACUUUUUGAGGGGGAUUUGUCGAGAAAACGAGAGGGUUUGGGAAACGAGUGUAGAAGCAGCAGGGUGGAUAUGAAUUCUCAUCCGGAGGAGACUGAGGGUUUGGGGAGCGCAAAGGAUUCGGUGGAAGAGAAUCUGGUGAAAGCUUCCGAAGGAGAUAGCGAGAUGGAGGCAAAAAGGGAGGAUAGCAUCGGGGAAGAAGGAACGAAGACGGAGGAGAAGAACGAUGGCGAAGCUGUGGGUGUCGUAGAGGCGGCCGAGGCUGCCAUAAAUGGUUCUUCUCGGAGGAGGGAGCCCAGGGCGUCUUCUCGGGCUGCGAGGGAGAGGAUUGGGCUAAUGACGAUGGACUUUUACCAGAUUGAAGAGGAGGAGCGACCGAUAAAGAGUUCGGGAAGAAAGCGAAAUCGGGGGAAAAGUGUGGGCAAUCUCGGCGAGGCUGAAACCGUGGAGAAAGAGAAAAGCCAGAGACAAAAAUCGAAGAGAAGGGAGGAAGAUGAAUCUGUUGGAGGUUCGAGAAGUUCACAAAAAGCAACUGCUGAAGAUAAGGAGGCUGCGGUGGCUAAUUCUGAUCCAGAGACAAACACUGCCAAAAAGGAAUCGAACAUGUGUCACCAAUGCCAGAGGAAUGAUAAAGGGGCUGUUGCACGAUGUACACAAUGCAAAACUAAGCGCUACUGUCAUAACUGCAUCAAAACAUGGUACCCUUCAAUGUUGCCAGAAGAUGUUGCUAAAAAAUGUCCUGUUUGUCUUGAAAAUUGCAAUUGCAAGGCCUGUAUGCGGCUGGAUGGCCCAAUCAGGCAACUUAGGGAUUCCAAAGUUGAAUAUACUGACGAUGUAAAAAUGCAGUACUCUAAGUACAUGCUGAAAAUGCUUCUGCCUUUCCUGAAGCAAUUUGACAUCUUGCAAUCUAGAGAGAGGCAAGCUGAGGCUAGAGUACAAGGGAAAUUAGAAUCAGAGUUAGAGCUUAAGAGAUCAGAAUGCAGGGCAGAUGAAAGAAUGUAUUGUGAUAUUUGUAAAACAUCAAUUGUUGAUUUCUAUCGAAGUUGCCCUGAUUGUCCAUUGGACUUGUGUCUCAUUUGCUGUCAAGAAUUGCGGGAUGGAUGUUUGAAGGGAGGUCGUGAAGAAGUGGUUAUAAAUUAUGUUGAUUAUGGCUUUGAAUACUUGCAUGGAAAUGGUAAAGUCAAAAAACGCACCCGUAAAUUGGGUGAAGAAGGCCACAAUGAUAUGAAUGGGUCAAAGUGUGAGUGGAGAUCUGCAGAAAGUGGUAUCAUUCAAUGCCCACCAGAGUGGAUGGGCGGUUGUGGAAAAGGAAUUUUAGAACUGAAGUAUGUAUUUGAAGGCGAUUUUGUUUCCAAAUUGUUGGCGAGAGCAGACGACUUAUCAAAGACACUAGAUCUUGAUUUGUAUGAAAGUUUUGAGCAGAAGUGCCCAUGUUUGGAUAAGAAAGGAAAUGACAGCCUGCGUAGAGCAGCCUUUCGAGAAAAUUCAGAUGACAAUUUUUUGUACUGUCCAGCAGCUAUAAGUCUUCAGCCUGAUGAUUUGGGGCAUUUCCAAUGGCACUGGUCCAAAGGAGAGCCAGUGAUUGUAUCUAACGUGCUAGAAACUACCAAGGGUUUGAGUUGGGAACCAAUGGUUAUGUGGCGAGCCUUUCGUCAAAUAAAAAAUGACAAGCACAAACAGCUUCUUGAUGUGGAAGCUAUUAAUUGCUUGGACUGGUGUCAGGUUGGCAUAAAUGUGCAUCAAUUUUUCAAAGGGUAUUCAAAAGGCAGAUUUGAUCAAAGUGGCUGGCCUGAAAUUUUAAAGCUUAAAGACUGGCCCCCAACUAACUCGUUUGAUGAUAAUCUACCUCGUCAUGGUGCUGAAUUUAUCAGUUGCUUGCCUUUCAAGGAGUACACUCAUCCUCGUUCUGGCUACUUGAACCUUGCGGUGAAAUUGCCAGAGAAAUCUCUGAAGCCUGAUAUGGGACCCAAGACAUAUAUUGCUUAUGGUGUCCCUCAAGAAUUGGGACGGGGAGAUUCUGUAACGAAAUUACACUGUGAUAUGUCUGAUGCAGUGAAUGUACUGACACAUGCGAAGGCUGUUGAAUUUGAGAGUGAUAACCUUGAGAAAAUAGAAGAACUGAAGAAAAGGCAUGCUGCACAAGAUAGUGCUGAACUGUACGGCUGUACGCAGACCUCUAAAAUGGUUGAAAGAGUUAAAGAAGACGAAGAUGAGAGACAUGCAAGCUGCAGUCCUUUGGAUUCUGAAACUGUGCCAGGAAAUGGUGACGACAACAAAGAUGGUGCUUUGUGGGACAUUUUUAGGAGGAAAGAUGUACCCAAAUUGGAAGAAUACUUGAAGAAGUAUUUCAAAGAGUUCAGGCACAUCUAUGGCAAUCCAUUGCCACAGAUUGUCCACCCAAUUCAUGAUCAAUCCGUGUACUUGACUGUGGAACAUAAAAAGCGGCUUAAGGAGGAAUAUGGUAUUGAGCCAUGGACAUUUAUACAGAAAUUAGGUGAUGCUGUACUUAUUCCUGCUGGUUGCCCUCAUCAAGUCCGAAAUUUAAAGUCUUGCAACAAGGUUGCACUUGAUUUUGUUUCUCCUGAAAACGUUGGAGAAUGCAUUAGAUUGUCGGAGGAGUUUCGCAUUCUUCCACAAAAUCACCGGGCUAAGGAAGACAAACUGGAGGUAAAGAAAAUGCUUGUUUAUGCAAUUCAAAGCAUUGUGGAAGAUCUCGAGAUGCUGGUGGGGAAGAACUAACAAUACUUCUGCUUUGUGCUCUGGGAUCAUCGCGAGACAGAUAAGAGGUGUGGAUGGGGUCUAACAACAAUUCAUACCAUAUGGUUUGACAAGAGGGUGAUGAUCCAGGAACAGAUUUUGUAUUGUUGAGGUAAUUUCUGUAUAAUGGUUUUUCUGGCUGGAUAUUACCGAUGAUUGUUAUGAACCACAAGUAUGUGAGUUUGUGCAUUAUUGUAAUGUGCAAUGUUUGAAUGUUUUUAUGUCAUUUUAUAAAUGUAAUUCAGUUGGAUUUUUUUAGUUUUUUGGUUGAUGUCAAGUGUAAUGCUUAUUUUGAUAGUCUGUACAUAACGUAGUGUUAGUAUGAUUACUUAUAUCAUA